UUGCGUUUCCACAUUUGUUUAAACAUAACUCUCUCUCUCUCUCUCUAUCUAUCUCAUUCCUUGAGUACCUCUUAUUCUUAUGCUCUUCUUCACCAAUCCUAUCUCUUCUCUGUCUUUAUAUUUUUCCUUACAUCUGAAUUGACCCAUUUUUGGUAUACACAAGAAGUACCAUUUGUUAGAUUCUUCUUCUUCCUCACUCAUAGUUUUUCAAGUCAACUACUUCAGUUUCUGUCGGCUGUCUCUUCCUAGAUCUCAACUAAUCUCCUACUCUCGUUAAUAACAGAAGUUUCAAUUAAAUGACUGAAUCUGAUGAUGCCUCGCGAGAACAAGCCAGAGGAGGAGAAACCUCGUCAAAUCAAGAAUCGAACCCUGUCUCUCUCGAUCUCAAGCUCAACGACAGUUUCACGGACGACAUAAAGGGCGCAAAGUCGGAAGCAAACCCGAGAGUCUUCUCUUGCAACUACUGCAGACGCAAGUUCUAUAGCUCUCAGGCUCUUGGAGGUCACCAGAACGCUCACAAGCGUGAACGAACCAUGGCCAAACGAGCAAUGCACAUGGGAAGAAUGUUUGGUCACCAUCACAGGCCUUACACAUACACUUCUUCUUCACUCGGGAUGCAAGCUCACUCAGGUCUACUUCACCACACUUUAUCCCAGCCUCAGCCUCUUGUUUCUAGGUUUCAUCACCAAGGGUAUUUUGGAAACAGCGUGCCAUUGUUCUUUGACUAUGACGAUGGCGGUAGCGACUUCUUCUGGCCAGGGAGCUUCCGUCAGGUCGUUGAGGAAGCUGAGGCUCCGGUGAUGGUGGCUGUUACAGAGUCAGGCUUUGAUCUGAACUCGGUUGCGGCAAAUGGAGGUGUAGAUAAUAAUAAUAAUAAUAAUAGCUCAAAGCCAGAUCUUACCUUAAGACUCUAAUUAAGGAUUAAGGCAGUUUAUGACCUAUCUUGUUCUUUUUCUAUCGUUAGGCAUAUAGCAGAAGAUAAGUUGGAGACAGUUGAUAGAAGAUUGAUGAAAAACUAUGUUGUUAUAUUAAAUGAGGUUGUUCAUUACAUUAUUGUUUCA
Messenger RNA from Capsella rubella, 1061 nucleotides. Its product is annotated as zinc finger protein 7. The transcript has 2 exons. The coding region runs from base 297 to 914 and encodes 205 amino acids. NCBI's taxonomy places the organism in Eukaryota, Viridiplantae, Streptophyta, Magnoliopsida, Brassicales, Brassicaceae. The record is from RefSeq and is a predicted model, not a curated record.